AAAAAAAAAAUCCAAUCUUUCUCUAGUGCAUUUUCAUUUGAUUGAAUGUACGUAGAAUUUAACUACAGAUUCAAGCAUUCAAUUGAUUUGAGGGAAUGGGUUUUUGUUUGUUGGAUUGAUUCAUCAGGAUUGGAAUUAUGGCUUGUGUUCUUCCAUAUUGAAACAUCGAAAUCAAUAUACAAGUAAUGGAGCCUGAACCUGUAUCGAAAACUAGUAUUGAACCACCACCAUCGCCGCCGCCGCAGCCACCAACACCACCAUCGCCGCCCCCGCAGCCACCACCACCCAGUUUGUCGACACAAUCGGAGGCCGCGGCAAAGGCUCCGGUUAGCGAAGGCCGCCGAAAUUUGUCAUUUUCGUGGUCAUCCACAUCUUCGACCACUUCAUCUUUUAAUUCAUUGGUAGACUCUUUUAAAAAGGAGGACAUCAAUAUUCAUGAUGAACCCCAACCCCAACAACAACAACAACAACCACAACCCACGACGCCGCGGAAACUGUCGUUGGGUGGUGCGUCGUCGUCGUCAUCAUUGUCGGGUCGUUUUGGUAUCUACGAUCCUAAUAGAAUCCCAUCCGCAAUCUUUGCUAAACCUAGCAAUCAAGCGGAUUGGAGCGUUGCAUCGAACGAAUCUUUGUUUAGCAUAGCGGGAAAUAACAGUUUUUCACUGGGGGAUUUCACGUUGCCUAAUUAUGAACCAAUCAAUAACAAUCCUCAGGCAGCGACGGCGCCGGAGGCGGCGCCUGAAACCAUGGAGAGUAAUAACCCGUUUGGUCUACCCGUUACAGCCGAAGAAGAAUUUGAAGUGGAAGAAUUCGGAAGAAAAAGCUCUUCCAUUUGGGAGGAUUUCCAUGAAAUUAAUGUACCCCCACCCUCACCACCACUACCAGCAGCAAUAACUCAACCGCCGGAGAUUAUGAUGACGGAAAAGGAGGAAACUCCGCCCCCCACCGUCGUCCCUGAUAGAAUUCUGUUUCCAGAGAGUUGUUCCAAUAACUCCCAUCACCAACAGAGUUAUUCUGUCGGAUCUUCUCGUAUGUCUCAAGAAAGCGGCAAUAGUUGCAAUUCCUUUGCCUUUCCAUUGUUGACGAGUGAAGGUUCAACAAACGAUCAUUUAUCACAACCUCCCCCUGUAAGCAUGGGAACCGAGAACGAGAGGUUGCCCCCGCCGCAGCCUUCACCCAAGCGGGAAAGCGUUGAAAAUGCAAAUUCGGGACCACAAACCACCACGAAAUGGGAUAGCAAUGAAGAUCUGUCGCAGCCGGAGAAAAAUUCUUCAUGGUUUUCGUAUUUUUGUUGUUGCUCAAUGAACUGUGAUUGUUGUGGUCGGGCCAAUUGUUUGUCCAAAGGACACAACCACAACCACACAAACGAUAAUCUAGAUACGUAGAAAACAUUUGUAUUUUUAGUGUCGUGGUUCGAAUUGGGGUAAAAUGUUGUAUA
Impatiens glandulifera is the source of this 1438-nucleotide messenger RNA. Its product is annotated as flocculation protein FLO11-like. The coding region runs from base 186 to 1385 and encodes 399 amino acids. The record is from RefSeq and is a predicted model, not a curated record. Lineage: Eukaryota; Viridiplantae; Streptophyta; Magnoliopsida; Ericales; Balsaminaceae. The transcript has 3 exons.